AAACAGCUCUGCAGGAAGCAGUGUGUGUGCAGUGCAUGGAUUCACAGCUAUGGCAGCCCCACCAAACAGCAAAGCCAUUGGCAAUGAAAGCAGCUUUGUGGCCCAGGACAGAAUCUGGUAAACUGCAGGACAUUAUUGCCAUGUUUAGAGCCUCUGACGCAGGGAUUGCAGAUUGCUGGCUGAGGAGCAUCAGAGUAGGAGUCCCAGGAUUGACAAUCAGAAUAACAGCAUGACUUAUUUAUCAAAGGACGCUUAUACUCCGGGGCUGCGUUGGAUCAAAUUAAUACUGAGGGCUGCCCUCUGUUUUACAGAAUACGUCACUAAAGUGUCAAUUGUUGGGAAACUAAAGAUUUUCAAGGCUGAAUUUUACAUUUUUUGAGCAAAAUAGUCAAAUUGAAAGGGGAUGUAAUUCUGCUAUGGUUUCAGUUAAUCUAUUUUGGUGUAAAAUGUUCAAUUCACAUUGGAUUCCCGACAAUUGACACUGUAGCAUCUGUAAAAGCCAGCUAACUUUAGAACUGCGUCUGGAUUAUGCAGCGGUAAAUGUGCCGCAGUUUGACAUUUGUUUAAGUAAACUAAGUCUAGGGGGAUCUUAGGUUUAGGGGAUGCUUCUAAUUAAGGGGGGUUCAGGGUUAUCUGCUUUCAAGAUACUGUGCUCUGCAGCUUGUAUCAAUAACCCUAUAGCAGGCAUAGGCAACCUUCGGAACUCCAGAUGUUUUGGACUACACCUCCCAUGAUGCUUUGCCAGCAUUAUAGGUGUAAAAGCAUUAUGGGGGAUGUAGUCCACAAUGUCUGGAGUGCCAAAGGUUGCCUACCCCUGCCCUAUAGCUUUCAUUACACUGUAGGCAGGUGUGUAUUCAGGAUUCCCCAUCCAGUAUGCUGGGACGUGUCUGUUCUAACUAAUGGGGUCCCAGUAAAAAUACACAUUGUAACACAGCCGUUAGUGAUCUAACGUAUACAUUUUGCUAGCAAAAUAGCCAUCAAAUGUGUAGAUUAAACGUUGAUUAACAGAGUGAUUACAGCAGCUCUAUCACUCUCUUUAAUUAUUUUGCAAACAGCCCUGAUGGGGACAUUGUCGUGCGGUGGUCCAGUGGUGUAAGGAUGGAAAGAUAUAUUUAUCAGAUGCUGUUCCCCAAAGGCGACAUCAUCUUGUUUCCUCAGCUCCUGGCACUUGAUCCGGCAGGAGCCCACAUCAGUACUGUAAUCUCGCGCAUGCACAAGAGCACAGCACUAAUGUCAAUGGAGGAUUUCACAAGACUGAUAUUGUUUCGCGAUGAGCAAGACAAUGCUAUAUUCCCAUAUCCAUUACUAGUGACAGCUGGGGGAAGUGACAAAACUUGACAGAGUUUUGACAAACGGAAGGAAAAUACUUAAAGCAAAGAGGUCCCUGCUUUGCUUUACGUAUUUUAGGAGAAUAAGAUCAAAAAGGAAGACAGGAUUAGGAAUGAGGAAAAGAAAAGGAACAAAUUAAAUCAAGGUAAGUUUAGGGUGAUAGAGCUGCCGUGUUUUUAAUUUGGAUUCUGUGACCUAAACAUUUUUAAAUUCAUUUUGUUUGUCUGAAUUUUGAAGUGACAUAAACAAAUCGAUAUUAUUUUUAGGAAAGCCCACGUCGCGAAUGAAGCAGAAACCGCUAAAAACUGGCCUGAAAGAUGGGGAUUCCUAACCACAUCGUAUAACGAGGUAUUUACACAGACAUUAUAUUCAUUAUUUUUCACCUUAGUGUGAAUUCUCGGGAGUUUGACGUGAAUUAAACAUUUCGGCUAAAAUAUCUCAAUUAGAAAAAGAUUUUACAAAGUCAGUCGUUAUUAUUUUCAUUUAUAUGUUUUCAAUUCAGCUGUUUUGGCAUCAAAUUUAAAAUUCAGUUUGAGUUUCUGAACAUUCAUAUUUUAGUGAAUAACUCUGUAUCUCUAUAUUGUUUGUAACUAUGUGGAUGCAGAUUUUACGUUAAAGGAAAACUAUAAUGUUAGGAAUACAAAACAUGUUCUAACACUAUAGUGCUUGAGUGGUUGUUUAAGUGUCCGACCCUCUCAGAUUGUAGUGAAAAGGUAGUUAGGUUUUUUUCUCUUUUGCAGAGCCAGUCUUGCUGCGGCUGGGCCCACCUCAAUGGUUGAGAUUAUCAAUUUUGAUGAUCUCAGCCAAUCCAAUGCUUUCCAACACAAAAGCUUUUGGAAGCCAAUGGGAAAAAACGCUACACUGCGCCAAUCAGAAUCUCCUCAUGUAAAUGCAAUGAAUCAGUGCGUCUCUGUGGGGAAUGUUCAGCGUCUCCAAGAGUUAGGAAGCACCUCUAGUGGCUGUCUUAAUGAUACUCGGCAGCAAUGUAAGCAUUUACAUUGAAAAGCCUACAGGGACAGGCUGUAGACACCAGAACCACUACAUUAAGAUGCAAUGGUAUUGGUGGCUAUAGUGUCCCUUUACCAUUGUAACAUUGACUGGUUAUAUGGCUUUGUAGUUUUGUCAUCUGUGGAAUUAAAAUGCCAUAAUUCCCUAAAUACUUUCAAGAUUCCUGUGCCCCUCAAAUAUUUAAUGGAAAAUUCUUAAACUUAGACAUUAUGUUUGAAUAUUUUGUAAUCUGCAGAGGCAGAGAGUCAUUUGAUAGAGAUAAAAUUCUUCUUGUUUUAGCUGGUGAAUAACGAAGAAGCAGUCACGAAAGAAAAAGGGCGACUGAAAACACCAGAGCAUUUGCGCGUUCGUCCUGUGACUCCAUUGGAAACAUAUAUCAAGGUUGGGGGACUGUGCGCAUGCACUGAUCUCUAGUGUCAAUGUGACAGGAAGCAGGGGGGCAACUAAUCUAUUGUAAUUGGCUCCUCGUGGCAAGAAGCAGAGGAUAUAGCUGGCCCAUUAUGGCAUCUAUCCACCCAAGUAAGCCUUGGAGUGCCGGGACCGUUCUUUGGUGACUAUUAACUAUUUCUUGAGCCUUGGUGCUGGCCCCUGGUUUAGUUGCACCCAUGCUUUUAAAUAAAUAGAUUGAGUGUAGUUCCAUAUUUAGUUUUUUAGUACAUUUCCCUAAUUGUUAGUGGCAUUGUUACACAUUGGAGAUCUGUCCUGUAGGUGGCACAAUCCUCUUUUCUGCUCCCUCUGGCACUCUCUAUUACAGAUAGCGGACACUAGGCAGUAACUCAGGACAGCUAUUUCGGAUGUGUGAUAGUUCAUUCAUCUGGUCCUCCCUCCAGGUAGUUACACCAACCCCAUAUCUGGACUCUUUCAUGGCUACGUUGAGUGGUCACUGGGCUGUAAACAGUAAUUUGAGAGAUUUGUUAUGACUGCGACUUUGUGCUCCAGGACAGUGCUCUCAAUUUUAAUAUUAUUGGUAUUCAUAAAGCACCAACAUUUUUAGCAGCGCUGUACAAUAGGCUAACAUAGAAAUAAAUAGUUGCAGCAAGACAAGUUGGAUCCAUAGUAACGAAGGUGGUGAGGCCCCUGCUCAAACAAGCUUACAGUCUACGGGGCUACAUGUGCCUGCAUUGUAUCUACAAUUUAUUGACUCCACUAAAUGCUAGCACCUAAUUACACCAUUUAUUUCAUCUCGCCAACAUCCAGGUGGGUCCAUCACCAGUUGUUCCUCAGACUACACAAGGAUUAAUUGGUUGGAGGUCUACCAUCGCUGACUUACAGCUUGAAUGCUACGGCAGAUCCAGAUUUGUCAAGGGCGACUUCUGCAAGCGAAUGAAUUGGCCCCCCGAGGGUGUCAGCUAAGCCUUUGCCUUUCUCCCAUUCCCCUUCCUAUUUCACCCCAGGUAACAUCGAAUGAUGAGUAAAAACUUUGCAGAGCAGCAAUAAUCAGAGCUGGCGUAAAUGGCAAUUUUUGCAUAUUUUCUCUCUGUAGCAAGCCGGGAAAAAACAAAUUGAAGAGUAUCUGUAAAUGUUAAAAAUAUGCGUAGCAAUAAGCACUCACUACAAACACACUACCAUAAAAAAACUGAUUUACUGUCUUCCUUGCCUGAAG
Pelobates cultripes (western spadefoot toad) is the source of this 3940-nucleotide messenger RNA. The record is from the annotation of a GenBank genome assembly. NCBI's taxonomy places the organism in Eukaryota, Metazoa, Chordata, Amphibia, Anura, Pelobatidae.